Molecule: messenger RNA, 564 nt
Organism: Aspergillus welwitschiae
Lineage: Eukaryota; Fungi; Ascomycota; Eurotiomycetes; Eurotiales; Aspergillaceae
Exons: 1
Coding region: 98-277 (59 amino acids)
Source: RefSeq, a predicted model, not a curated record
CCGACCUCUGAUCGCCCCAAAGGACGAUCCGUCCACCUUUGCCCUUGGCCCACGUUGUCUGGUGCAUGAAACCGUCCGCGUGCACAGUGGGUCGAGAAUGACAGGCCUGAUUCUUCACGCCCCUGGAGACCCUCUUGAGCAGCCGCUGCUCACUUGGCUUUCUGCUCAUCUUUUCCCUCUUUUCCCUUCCCUUCCCUUCUCAUUCUUUCCGCUACCUCUGCUCCUCUCUCUCUAUCUCUCGCUCUCUCUCGCUCGCUGUAAGGGAUCCAUCCGGUAGCAUCCACCCUGUACCAAAAAGCCACUUCAGAUCGUACUCCAACUUCUGGGAAGUAAAACAGUUUGUUAAGUCACUUACUGUUUGUAUAAAUACCUGACUAACACUCUACCCAAAUUCCCCGCUUGCUCUUUUCGUCAUUGAGUUUGAAUUUAUUCCAUUUUCCAUUUUCUUACAAUUUUUUUUUUCCCUGAAUUUUUUUUUCUUCCCAUUUUCUGCCGUUGCCCUUUCCCAAUCUUUCCUGGGUCUGUUUCCAAACCGACUUUGAAUUUUGGGUCAAGACUUUCCUU